Messenger RNA from Schistosoma mattheei, 3852 nucleotides. Lineage: Eukaryota; Metazoa; Platyhelminthes; Trematoda; Strigeidida; Schistosomatidae. The record is from the annotation of a GenBank genome assembly.
AUGCAGUUACGUCAAAAAUUACUAGAUGAAGAAUUGGACAUGAUUGAUAAACGCAUUAAUCGACUUCGACUCAGCUCGGCUUGUGAUCUUCAUGAAAAUCAGUCACAUUCAGCUAAACUGUCAAGAAAAGAUUUGAAGGAAUCUACUCAAAUAAAUGACAAUAAAACUCCUAGAAAUAUGUAUAUAGUUGAAGGUUGUGUUUAUGGAGAUAAUGGAGUUAGUGAUAGAAAAAAUUCUUCAAAUUUACCGAUAGAUUUAUUGAACACAAAACCUAACACAGGUGAAACACCUUCAUUAUCUUUGAUAUCACAACCGACUACAACUGUUGCACUGGACGUGUUUUCUUCUGAAUCGACAGCAGUUGCCCAAAAGAUAAGCACAAUUAUGGCAUCAAAUAAUCAAAGUAGCUAUAACACGGAAUCUACUGUUGUCAAAUAUUGUAUUUCAAAGCCGAUAACAGGUGUUUUGGCUGAACGUGCUCGUGAUCUUAUAAGGAUUCAAAAAGCUAAAUUGUUAAAUCUUGGAAAGUACAAAUCUACAGUUGAACUUUCACAAUCUUCACAUACAUCUAACCAAAGUUCUGUUGAUAUGGACUCGGAGAUCUUCACAAAUUCUUCAGCUACAAAUAUGGAAAUUAGUGAAAAUGAAGAUGUGAGUUGUUUGUCUCCAGAUGAUUCGAAACAGACAAUGGAUUAUUGUUCUAUCACUAAAAUUGGGAAACAUUCUUCUAGUUGGCGCACAAAUGACGAUAAACAGUCUUUCGAGUUUUCUCUACAAAAGAAUGAAUUGUCGAUACCAUCUGCAGAAACGCCAGUUAUUUUUAAUAAGUCUAUACAACCACCGAAAAGUCAACAUGAUGAUGCAUACGAUAAAUCACAUUCUAAUGAGAUCGUUAUUUUUGAUGAUGCCGCUCAAGAUGUGAGCAAAACUCCAGAUCAUGAAUCGUGCUUCGAAACUUUAUCUUGUAUCAAGAAUUUGAAUAAGAAUCCACCUAUUAAAAUAUCUUCACAGUCAACACACUUAGUGGAUUUGCCGGCUAUGAAUAAUUUGUCAACACUUCAGUCACCAUCGUCAUCAUCAUUAUCAUCAUCAUCUUCAUCAACAUUAUCACCACAAUCAUCAAUGAAUUCACCAUCGUCUAUUGGAUCGAAACAAACCAUGCCACCGUUAUCAAGUUCCGAUAAACCGCAAUCAUUAGAAUCAUACGCUACAUCAGAUACUUUAAAAGCUGAAUUAAAAGCAUUACUAACAUCGUCACUGAUCAAUUCAAUUAUUAGUCAUAAUUCAAGUGUAACAACUGAUACGAAUGAUUUGAAAAAAUUAUUUAGUUCACAAAAUAAUACAAUUAAUGAUCAACAGUCAAAUGAAAAUUCCACCGAACGUCCUCUUUGUGAUGGUCAUGCGGAUAAUCAAUCAAUCAACAGUAAUUACUCGAAUAAACUAACUGUGAACAGUGAUUUAAUUAAAACAAUCAAACAACGUAUUCUGAAUAAAUAUAUAAAUGCUAACAAAGAAUGGCUUGUUACUUUAUCUGGUUUAAAUAAUGGUAAAUUAUUACAAACUCAUUCUUCAUCGUCAUCACAUUCAAAGUCAAGUGUAGAAUUUCAUUGUCUCUCUGAAGUAACUGAUCCCAAAGAAAUUGAUUGGUCUGAAACAAGAUCUGAUUCAUCGUCGUUGCGUUCAAAACAAAUUUGCAUAAGUAAAUCUCCUGAAACUCAUGAAAUUUUUUCUUCAUCUCAAACAAUUAGUCCGUUAAGUAUGAUUUAUUCAGCACGUUUUAAACCAUUACCACGAUUAGAGGAGGCAACAUCUGAAGAGUCAAUACAUACUGUUCAAGUUACUUCAGAUUUCAACAAUCUAUCGAAUACACCUUCGUCAUGGACAGAUAGUAGAAAAUCAUCAGAAUUCGGUAAUUUAUCUAUUUAUUCUACAAUAAAUUCUAGUACGGCGUAUAUGCCUGAUAACUCUGUAAAAAAUGAAAAUACCAAUUCAUCUAUUCAGAACGUACUAAACAACGAAGUUUACUCACAUCAUUUAUCUGAGGAAAAUGAUACAAUUAAACAGUUACUUGAUAACAUUCCAAAUACUCCAGUUGAAUCAAAUAACAAUGAGAUUGUGCCCUGUCUAGGCUCUAAAUUAUCAUCAACAUCUUUGUCAGAGAAAUCAGAUAAUGGGACACUCAAUGUUCAGGAAUUUGGUCUUAAAAUUGUUUCAUGUACAAUACCUAUUGAUGAUCAGCGUAACAAUGUAAUAACAAGUGAAACGCCAGUUAUAAUCAACGCAAUUUCAAGCGAUAAUAUACCCGUCGAAAAUCUUUCUGAGAAUUCUCGACCAUCUAGUCCUGCUGAAGGGGCAGUUAGUAAAUCUUCUCCUAGCUAUCAUCAAAAUGUAAAGUUUAAUGUUUCCGCUUCUUUACCGUCUGUCUUUGUCGAGAGUAUGGAUGGGUGCGAAAAAUAUCAAAGACAAACUGAGACAGUGCAUUGCUCUUCUGAUAAUAAUCUCAAAACAUUUAUGCAAACAAAUGAAACCUCACUCACAGAUUCAUUACGAUCUUUCGAACGACAUGAGGUUCGUUGUGAUCUACUGAGUAAUUCAGGAACAUUUGCAGCUGGUGGUUUUAAAAAUCAGUUUCCCGACACAUUAUCUAAUAAUGUUGACGCUAAAAAUGUCUCUUCACCUACUGAUACUUUAAAUAACAAAAAAACAACUGAGAAACCAACAAUUACUCAUAGUAAAUGUUUAAUAAGUAAACAUACAAUAAAAGACUUUAUGAAUAAUCAACGCGAUCGCAUAAAUUCUAACCGCGUUGUAAUUAAAACUUCAAAUACGAGGAAACUAGAUUCAUUUGUAUGUAAUUCGUCUAAACAAAGAACCACACGCAGUGGGAUUGUUCAGAGUAUGGCUCCAAACGGACAAAGAUCUAUGAAAAGUAAACCCUCAAAUGUUAACAUUCCAUCCUCAACUACCCAAAUAACUCGUAAAUCUUCUUUGAAGUCGGCUAAUGUUACCAAAUUGUUCGUCAAUAAUAAACAGCUUCCAUCCAUACCAGUGUGUACAUCGAAUUCAACUAGAUUAUCUAGUAAACAAAUUAAAACUUCUGAAUCCUACAAUUGUACAAAAUUAAAUCCUUUUAAUCAAGCUAAAGCAUUACAAAUGGAACUAAUACAAUGGCAACAGAAACGCUUAAAAUGUUAUCAAGAAUCACGUAAUAAUGAAAUGGCAAUCUCAACAAAUAAUGUCAUUCCGAAAACAAAUACGAAUUGUAUUUCAAUCGAUGUAGACAAUAAUAUUCCACUUAUAUCAGAUGAUAAUGUUGAUAAUAUUAUUAACUUGAAAAGCAUUCCUGGGAGCAUUCAAAUCAAGAAUGAUCAACAACUACUUGAAAACAACAAAUCAUCGCCCUCAAGUGAUAACGCAGAUCAAACUUCGGUGGAUUUGGCUAUGGUGAAUAAAGAUCAACCAGUGGUGGUUUGUCUUCCAGGAAUUGGUACUUCACAUCCUCCUCUAGCAGUUUGUUCCGGUGAUUUGUCGAUUAUUGAACCAGUAUCUGAAAUGAAUGUUCCUGACGACCCAACAACACCAGUCAUUGGACAUCCUAAUAAUGUAAAUUUUCCGUUGACUUCAGCAAUACCACCUCCUGAUGUUUCCAUUCAUGUUUCAAAAUCAGACAGCCAUAGUGUUAAAAGAAUUAGUACCAUAUCGUGCACACCGGUGUCAUCAUCUAAAUCAUACGAACGGAAUGACACAGUUUUGUUUAAUUACGAUCGUCAUCAGCAGGCUCAUGCAAAUCGCCAACGUGUAAAAGAAUUUGAUCGUAUUCGCCGUGAACAAUUAAUGAAACGAAGAGUAUAA